Messenger RNA from Myzus persicae (green peach aphid), 634 nucleotides. RefSeq lists its product as uncharacterized. The coding region runs from base 229 to 597 and encodes 122 amino acids. The transcript is spliced from 3 exons. The record is from RefSeq and is a predicted model, not a curated record. Lineage: Eukaryota; Metazoa; Arthropoda; Insecta; Hemiptera; Aphididae.
GGCUGAAAUAUUAAAUUUGAUAGGUACAUACACUUGUAAAGUUACAACUUGUAGAGUUGCUCAUAUUUUACUAUUUUACUAAUUAAUAAUUUACGCAUGAUGUUGAAUGUAUAGAGAAUAGAAGCUGAGUUCCUACUGGCCACGACUCGGAGCUAUGUUCACUCCUCUAAGAUCAAUAAACAAAAACAAUUCUUUAUAGAUUUUUGAUCUCCACCACCAAUUUGUUCGAUGAACCGUCGGCUUAAGAAUGCCCUGUGCGCCGCGUCCGCGGGAGUCUGUGGGUCAUCAGCCGGCUUGUUCGGCAAGAUUGGAAUGAGUGUCAACGAGUUCUUCGGCUUGAACAAUCAGGCUCUGUAUGCGAAUUUGGCCAGAUUUGUCAUGUUGGCAAUGGUCGUGCUAGCCAACGUCGGUGUUUGGCUAAUGUAUACCAGAUCCCUGAGAUUCGGUUCCACGUUGGUAUCCACUGGCAUCAGCAUAGCGUCCAAUUACAUUUUUACCGCUCUAACUGGUGUAUUAUUGUUUGCUGAGAGCUGUUCAAUUCUGUGGGCGUGCGGCACACUUUCUGUCAUGAUUGGAGUUAUACUAAUGUCGAUUUGAGUGUUUUAUAAAUAAAAGUAUUAACUGAUCUCAUGUA